Pecten maximus is the source of this 2040-nucleotide messenger RNA. Its product is annotated as DNA repair protein RAD51 homolog 3-like. The record is from RefSeq and is a predicted model, not a curated record. The transcript has 8 exons. Gene Ontology annotation, biological process: DNA repair; reciprocal meiotic recombination; meiotic DNA recombinase assembly. Gene Ontology annotation, cellular component: Rad51C-XRCC3 complex; Rad51B-Rad51C-Rad51D-XRCC2 complex; replication fork. Bases 306 to 1388 code for a protein of 360 amino acids. NCBI's taxonomy places the organism in Eukaryota, Metazoa, Mollusca, Bivalvia, Pectinida, Pectinidae. Gene Ontology annotation, molecular function: ATP binding; ATP-dependent DNA damage sensor activity; crossover junction DNA endonuclease activity.
AUGGCUUUUAUACAGCUUUGUGCACACAAAGUGAUGACGUCAGUAAAGUGUGUUUACAAUUUUGACAUUUUGGAGGGAAUUUCACAGUGGUGGUGGAUGAAUUUUAGUGAUAUUAGGUUUAUGGUUUAGUUCUCUAUGAUAGUUACAAAGAAGGGAAACAUUUAAUCAGCAUCAUAAGCAAACAUGUAUUCGAACUAGCCCAACAUUUCAUCUUGAGAUCGACGAAGGAUCAUGAGAUGGACGCGGAGAAAUAUACAGAGUGAGCUAGAACACAUGAAGCAGACAAGCUGUGCUAUCUGACCAUUAUGCAGACACAGAGGGAGCUGAGUAGCUUUCCAAUAGCUCCUGUACAUAAGACAAAACUGGCUGCAGCAGGAUUUCUCAUUGUUGAGGAUAUGAAGGGCAUGAAACCAUCUGAACUCAGCAAAGAGACUGGCAUUGGUAUGGAAGAAUCACUGGACAUUUUAAAGCUGGUGCUGGGAACAGAUGGGAAGGGAGAUAACUCUGGUCAUGUAGACAAGUCAGCACUAGACAUUCUGAAACAGGAACAAUCACUUCCCUACAUUGUAACAUUCUCCGAACGGCUAGACAACAUGUUGGGCGGUGGAAUUCCACUCUGCAAGAUCACCGAGUUCUGUGGUGCUCCUGGCACAGGCAAAACUCAAAUAUGUAUGCAGCUGGCUGUAGAUGCACAGAUACCCGAGUGCCUGGGAGGCCUAGAGGCAGAGGUUGUGUACAUAGACACGGAGGGUAGCUUUAUUGUGGAGCGCCUCGUUGACAUUGUCACUGCAUCAGUGGAACACUGUAAACAAAUUGCUGGAGGUGAACAAGAUUCUGAUGACUUACAAGGGUUCACCCCGGAGAAUGUGUUGUCACGGAUACAUUACUAUCGCUGUCAUGACUACAUAGAACUACUGGCCACCAUUCACCUCUUACCUGACUUUGUCAAACAUCAUUCAAAAGUGCGACUUGUGAUUGUAGAUAGUGUGGCCUUUCACUUUCGUCACGACUUUGAUGAUAUGUCCCUGAGGACACGCCUACUUACCUCCACAGCUCAGAAUCUCAUCAAACUGGCAACCACCUACCAACUUGCGGUUGUCCUGACCAAUCAGAUGACUACGAAAGUGCGAUUGGGUGAAGCCUCACAGCUGGUGCCAGCCUUGGGAGAGAGUUGGGGUCACGCGAGUACUAUCCGGGUGAUUCUGUAUUGGGAGGGACAGAAGCGGUAUGCCUGGCUGUAUAAAUCUCCGUCACACAGAGAGGCUCGAGUCCUAUACCAAGUCACGAUGGGAGGAAUCCGUGAUGUUGUUACAGAAGAGGAGAACAACGAUGAUAAUGAAGAACUAAAUACAGAUGAAAAUCCAACGAAACGGCAAAGAAUAACGUGACAACACCCAGAACUCUUAUUCUUCAAUUCAAACUUGUCAUGAGUAAGGUAUAUGCUACAUAACAUGAAUGAGGAAAUCAGAUGUCUUUUAUUUAAUAAAGCAGAUAAGUUUGAAAGAAAAUAAUUCUGACAACUCCUGAGAAAUAACUGUUUUAUAAUGAAAGACAAACCUUGUAAUAACCUCUGCAAUAUUACAAACCUCUGAUUGGUUGAUAAAAGCAUGUGUUAACCUCCAAUAGGUUCUUAAAAUUAUGUUUUAACCGCUGAUGGGUUCACAAAAUCAUGUAUUUUGGCGCUUCUCGGUUUCAAAGUCAAAGUUAUUUGUCAAGGUCAACAUGAAAUGUCGGGCCUGGACACUUUUUGGCUUUAUGCAAAUGCUUGUGUACAUGCAGUAAACCCUGAAACAAUUUCUUUUUUCUCUGAUGAAUUACGUAUGUAUAACUGCAUAGCUCACCUGUCGGAUGGUCAUCAUGUGGUGCUAUAUAGAGUGGAGCUAAUAUAGAGUGGAGCUAUAUAGAGUGGUGCUAUAUAGAGUGGAGCUAUAUAGAGUGGAGCAUGUCUAUGUGAAUCCACUGCCUGUAUGUUACUUUGUUGAUGAGUACUGUUUAUGUUAUUCCAUGUUGAUUGAAAUAUUAAAAUUUAAUAGAAAUCAA